AUGGCUGAUGACCAAACCGUGGGAUCUUUCAUCAAAGUCGAUAUCAAAUCCAAAGAGGUUCUCUUUACAUGGGACGCGACGGAUCAAAUUGACAUCAAGGAUUCCAAUAUGGAAAUGGGAUGGUCAAUCACGGGCGAUGGUCGGACCUUCGAGACAGAUUGGGAUUACUUUCACCUCGAUUCAAUCGACAAGAUGCAAGACGGAAGUUACUUGACCUCUGGACGACACACAAGUACUAUAUACAAGAUGUCCCCCAAAGAUGGAUCCAUUCUAUGGCGACUCGGCGGUAACAAGUCAGACUUUACACUCAAACCCGGCUUAAAUUUGAGCUCUCAACACCAUGUCCGAGUUCGGGGUGAAGAUGAAAAUGGCAUGACAAUAUCAUUACUUAAUAACGCAAAUGAUGAACACCAUCAGACGGCACUUUCAUCAUCUGGUCUCGUCUUGCGUAUUGGUAUGGAUACUAUGCAUGUCACUCUUGUGCAUCGAUACUAUUCGCCUCAGGGUCUUCUCGCUGAUAGAGAAGAUAGUCUCACCGAGCACAUUUUGGACGACUCGCACAUGGUUUUCGAGACAAAACUAGAAGAUCCAACUGGUUAUUGGUAUCGGAAUUGGAAGGUUAAUUUGACUACUGCGCCCGCGACUUCGCCGGUUGUUUAUGCUUUGUCUGAGGUCACUGGGGGUCCGACAGUUUGGUAUGUUUCUUGGAAUGGGGCAAUCCAAGUGCAUCUGUGGAGGAUCUAUGCCUCGCAGGAGCAGUGGGAUGGGUAUCAGUUUGUCGGGAAUUUUGAGAAAGUUGGAUUUGAGACUCGGAUUGAGAGUGAGGAGUACUUUGCUUGGACUAUUAUUGAGGCUGUUGAUGGUGCUGGACGGGCACUUCGCAAUUCGUCGGUGUCUGUUACUACUUUCACUCGAGAUUUGGAUCUAAUUGAACAGCAGAAUAUCCUGUGA
Penicillium antarcticum is the source of this 951-nucleotide messenger RNA. RefSeq lists its product as uncharacterized. The transcript is spliced from 4 exons. NCBI's taxonomy places the organism in Eukaryota, Fungi, Ascomycota, Eurotiomycetes, Eurotiales, Aspergillaceae. Bases 1 to 951 code for a protein of 316 amino acids. The record is from RefSeq and is a predicted model, not a curated record.